AUGCCAGCCGUGCGAGCAAUGGCCAAGCAGGUGGGGGCCUCGCCCAAGCGUCUCAAGCCGAUCAUGGACGCGGUUCGCGGCAUGAGCGUCAACCAGGCCCUCGAUCACCUGAGCCUGAUGACCUCUCCCUGGGCGCGGUCGGUGGCCAAGGUGGUCCAGUCGGCGGCAUCCAACGCCGAGAAUAACGAGUUCAUGAACCGGAGCGAGUUGCGCAUUACGCGCAUAUCAGCGGACCAGGCGCGCCCGCUGAAGCGUUUCCGCCCCCGCGCCAGAGGCCGGAUUGGACGGGUUACCCGCCGCUCCAGCCACAUCAUCAUCGAAGUGGACGAGAUACAGGAGAGCUAA
Messenger RNA from Geodia barretti, 345 nucleotides. NCBI's taxonomy places the organism in Eukaryota, Metazoa, Porifera, Demospongiae, Tetractinellida, Geodiidae. The record is from the annotation of a GenBank genome assembly.